This is a messenger RNA of Tupaia belangeri chinensis (Chinese tree shrew), 853 nucleotides long. It is a transcript of the gene SNAI3, whose product is annotated as snail family transcriptional repressor 3. The record is from RefSeq and is a predicted model, not a curated record. Gene Ontology annotation, molecular function: DNA-binding transcription factor activity, RNA polymerase II-specific; RNA polymerase II cis-regulatory region sequence-specific DNA binding. Gene Ontology annotation, biological process: regulation of DNA-templated transcription. The coding region runs from base 1 to 840 and encodes 279 amino acids. NCBI's taxonomy places the organism in Eukaryota, Metazoa, Chordata, Mammalia, Scandentia, Tupaiidae. The transcript is spliced from 3 exons.
AUGCCGCGUUCCUUCCUGGUGAAAACGCACUCCAGCCACAGGGUCCCCAACUACGGGCAGCUGGAGACGCAGAGAGAAAUCCAUGGUGCCUGCUCUACCUGUGGGGGCCUGGUGGUGCCCUUUCUCCCCACAGAGGAGGCCCCCUCUGCACCUGCUGACCUACCCCGGCUCUGGGGCCACACCUCAGCCCUCGCCCGCACCGCGCUGCCCCUCCUGCUGGAUAACGAGGGAGCUCUGGGGACCUCUGGGCCCGAGCCCCUGGAAAUGGGCCCCCCUCGGGCUGGCCGUGCCCUCGGUGCACCCCUCAAGGACAGCUUGAACCACCUCAACUUGCCCAUGCGCUGGCCCCCGACCCAGGGCCCAUCUGGGGACGGAGCCCCGGGCAGACUUCCGAGGGCAGAGCAGGCAGCCCGGGCCCCGGGGGACUUUGACUGUGCUCACUGCCGCCAGCCCUGCCACGCGCUGGCCGGGCUGCACCGGCAUGGGCAGCUGCGGGCUGGGCGCGUCUUCACCUGCAGGCACUGCGGCAAGGAGUAUGCCAGCCUGGGCGCCCUCAAGAUGCACAUCCGCACCCACACGCUGCCCUGCGUCUGCAUGCUCUGCGGCAAGGCCUUCUCCAGGCCCUGGUUGCUUCAGGGCCACAUUCGCACCCACACAGGUGAGAAGCCCUAUGCCUGCCCCCACUGCAGCAGGGCCUUCGCCGACCGCUCCAACCUGCGGGCGCACCUGCAGACACACUCGGACGCCAAGCGGUACCCGUGCGCGGCCUGCGCCAGGACCUUCUCCCGCGUGUCCCUUCUGGUGCGGCACCAGGGGUCUGGCUGCUGCUCCAGCCCCUGAGAGGCCGCCAGCA